AUGAGGAUAAACAUUCCAACAAAUAUGUUCAGUAAUAAACUUCCCGUAUUGUCCUUCACUUGGGUUAAAAUGGGAAUAGGAUUUGGGUUGAUGUGUACUGAGGUCAGUGGGUUUGGUAGUACAGUACGGGAACCUAAAGAUCCUCUCUGCCUGGUGUAUCCUAACCUGGCCUAUCUGUUUCUCUUCCUGGUGUAUCCUAACCUGGCCUAUCUGUCUCUCUUCCUGGUGUAUCCUAACCUGGCCUAUCUGUCUCUCUUCCUGGUGUAUCCUAACCUGGCCUAUCUGUCUUUCUGCCUGGUGUAUCCUAACCUGGCCUAUCUGUCUCUCUUCCUGGUGUAUCCUAACCUGGCCUAUCUGUCUUUCUGUCUGGUGUAUCCUAACCUGGCCUAUCUGUCUUUCUGCCUGGUGUAUCCUAACCUGGCCUAUCUGUCUCUCUUCCUGGUGUAUCCUAACCUGGCCUAUCUGUCUCUCUUCCUGGUGUAUCCUAACCUGGCCUAUCUGUCUUUCUGCCUGGUGUAUCCUAACCUGGCCUAUCUGUCUCUCUUCCUGGUGUAUCCUAACCUGGCCUAUCUGUCUUUCUGCCUGGUGUAUCCUAACCUGGCCUAUCUGUCUCUCUUCCUGGUGUAUCCUAACCUGGCCUAUCUGUCUUUCUGCCUGGUGUAUCCUAACCUGGCCUAUCUGUCUCUCUUCCUGGUGUAUCCUAACCUGGCCUAUCUGUCUUUCUGCCUGGUGUAUCCUAACCUGGCCUAUCUGUCUCUCUUCCUGGUGUAUCCUAACCUGGCCUAUCUGUCUUUCUGCCUGGUGUAUCCUAACCUGGCCUAUCUGUCUCUCUGCCUGGUGUACCCUAACCUAGCCUAUCUGUCUUUCUGCCUGGUGUAUCCUAACCUGGCCUAUCUGUCUCUCUUCCUGGUGUAUCCUAACCUGGCCUAUCUGUCUCUCUUCCUGGUGUAUCCUAACCUGGCCUAUCUGUCUUUCUGCCUGGUGUAUCCUAACCUGGCCUAUCUGUCUCUCUUCCUGGUGUAUCCUAACCUGGCCUAUCUGUCUUUCUGCCUGGUGUAUCCUAACCUGGCCUAUCUGUCUUUCUGCCUGGUGUAUCCUAACCUGGCCUAUCUGUCUCUCUGCCUGGUGUACCCUAACCUAGCCUAUCUGUCUUUCUGCCUGGUGUACCCUAACCUAGCCUAUCUGUCUUUCUGCCUGGUGUACCCUAACCUAGCCUAUCUGUCUUUCUGCCUGGUGUAUCCUAACCUAGCUUUUACGUCUCUGGAGACUGACCUUGAACUGUCACAGAGACUCAGCAGCACGGACGUGUCUCUCCCUGAACACUGAGUCAGCUAGAACACUGGCAUGGCUCACCCACAUCUGUGGCUUCUGUCUGCCUCAUCAGACUACAUACAGUACAGGCUUCCAAUGCCUGGCUUGCCUAUCAUAGCUAUGCUAAUGAGGAGUUCAGUAGUAACAUUUCUUCAAGUCUCCAAAUAGUACAUGAAACAUAGAUUCUGGGUUUGGCCAGUAUGAUAGUAGAAUAUUUGACAGCAUGAUAACAGUUUCUUCAAGACAGUUAGAUUGAGAGAAUGUGUGGAGGAACUUUGAAGAAUCUCAGAUGUACUCCAAUUCAUGUAUCAGAUAGGGGUAGAGGCAAUAUAUGGAGCAAAGCCAUUCGACCUCUAUGGAACAAUGACAUUCAUCCACUACUAGUACUUGGAAAGUCUACAUUGACCUCAGUAUGAUGUAUAGUGGCUACACAGUUUUUGGAGUGAGAUCUCACAAUCUACUUAAGACAACCGCGUGUAACAUGAGCUGUGAUUGCUUUGUGUGUGAAGACUUCUAUAUAUUCUAUAUAUCAUAGAAUUAAGCCCUCUACCAAAUAGAAUGUAUCAUAGACUAGAUCUAACCUUUAUAUUUUUAAUCAGACCGUUUCUAAGAGUGAAUUUCUAGUCAUUUUCACAACCUACCAAGUGUGAAGUAUAUGAUCACAGUAGAAGACGAUAUAUGAUUUUCUAGGAACAUAGAUUUGUUAGGAACAUCCUGAAAAUAGUUGUUCCAACAAGGUGUCUACCAUUAAAGGAGAGUAUAUACCAACCCUAAAGUAAUAGUAUUUAUUGUGACAACAACAGUGUCUACCAUUAAAGGAGAGUAUAUACCAACCCUAAAGUAAUAGUAUUUAUUGUGACAACAACAGUGUCUACCAUUAAAGGAGAGUAUAUACCAACCCUAAAGUAAUAGUAUUUAUUGUGACAACAACAGUGUCUACCAUUAAAGGAGAGUAUAUACCAACCCUAAAGUAAUAGUAUUUAUUGUGACAACAACAUGCUAAAAGUGUCUAAAAAUCUUGAAACUUCAGUGGUGUAAUAUAGUAUUGUGAUUGUGGAGUCUUGUGUAGGUUUUGACCAGGUUAGUUGUUGUUAUACAUGGCUGUAAGUUAUUUCUACUAUAUUGUAGCUAGUGUACAUUCCAUAAUGGUGGCAAAUAUCUUCUCUGUGUCUCAUACAGUAUCUACUAAUACUUUUCUGUUCUACUAUUACUCAUGUGAUGUUGUUACUCAUUGAUAACUGAGCACUUUUCUACCUUUUGGCCUAAAACAACAUUUGACCUAUCAUCACUUUGGCAAUCUGGCUUUUCUUCGAUGGUUGUGAAUGUGGUGUGUACAUAUACAGUAUGUUAAUAUGUGUCUGUUACAAAAUACAUUCCUGUUAUUAUAGCUUUCCUCAUAGCUUUCAUAACUCAUUUCAUAAUGUUUCUGGCACUGCUGCUUGCACUCUGCACAUACUACUGAAUGUUGCUAUGGUGAUGUACUCUACCAUUCUCUGCCAUACAUAUUGUGCUAACAUGAUGUUAAUGUGAAUAUUAUGAAUGCAGUGGUUCAUUGGGCGCUCUUGUGUAUUAAUAAAAAAAAAUAGUAUGUAAAUGUUCCACUGUACAGGAGAUUUUUAUUUCUUUAAAAAUGACCUUUAUUGGCCCAAUAAUUAAUCAUUACAACAUUUUUUUCAUUUUAACAACCUAGAUAGUUAAAGACAAGCCGCCCUCCUCGUCCACUGUACAUAAAAAAAACUGACGCCCCACACCCCUACAAAAACCCCAGAGAGAGAGAGAGAGAGAGAGACACAGAGAGAGAGAGAGAGACAGAGACAGAGAGAGAGAGAGAGAGAGACAGAGAGAGAGAGAGACAGAGAGAGAGAGAGAGAGAGAGAGACAGAGAGAGAGAGAGAGAGAGAGAGACAGAGAGAGAGAGAGAGAGAGAGAGAGAGAGAGAGAGAGAGAGAGAGAGAGAGAGAGAGAGAGAGAGAGAGAGAGAGAGAGAGAGACAGAGAGAGAGAGAGAGAGAGAGAGACAGAGAGAGAGACUACUGUAUAAUUAUUGUUCUAUUAUGUUGUAAUAAAGAGUCACUCAAGCCUUAUAAAUAUGUUUUUAUUUUAAAGGGCAUCUGUGAAUUUUUGUACCAUUGAAAAACCAGAAGUCUGAUAUUCUCAGUAGGUUUUUUUCGAGAAUGUUUUGUGCUCUGUCUUUGUAAUGCUCGUCAUAAAACGACAACAUUCGUCUUUACACUUUCCUUGUAUCUGUGUGUGUAUAUCAAGCUCACUGUAUGUAUUCUGUGUGUGUAUAUCAACCUCACUGUAUGUAUCUGUGUGUGUAUAUCAAGCUCACUGUAUGUAUCUGUGUGUGUAUAUCAACCUCACUGUAUGUAUCUGUGUGUGUAUAUCAAGCUCACUGUAUGUAUCUGUGUGUGUAUAUCAACCUCACUGUAUGUAUCUGUGUGUGUAUAUCAACCUCACUGUAUGUAUCUGUGUGUGUAUAUCAACCUCACUGUAUGUAUCUGUGUGUGUAUAUCAACCUCACUGUAUGUAUCUGUGUGUGUAUAUCAACCUCACUGUAUGUAUUCUGUGUGUGUAUAUCAACCUCACUGUAUGUAUCUGUGUGUGUAUAUCAACCUCACUGUAUGUAUCUGUGUGUGUAUAUCAACCUCACUGUAUGUAUUCUGUGUGUGUAUAUCAACCUCACUGUAUGUAUCUGUGUGUGUAUAUCAACCUCACUGUAUGUAUUCUGUGUGUAUAUCAACCUCACUGUAUGUAUUCUGUGUGUGUAUAUCAACCUCACUGUAUGUAUCUGUGUGUGUAUAUCAACCUCACUGUAUGUAUCUGUGUGUGUAUAUCAACCUCACUGUAUGUAUCUGUGUGUGUAUAUCAACCUCACUGUAUGUAUCUGUGUGUGUAUAUCAACCUCACUGUAUGUAUUCUGUGUGUGUAUAUCAACCUCACUGUAUGUAUCUGUGUGUGUAUAUCAACCUCACUGUAUGUAUCUGUGUGUGUAUAUCAACCUCACUGUAUGUAUCUGUGUGUGUAUAUCAACCUCACUGUAUGUAUCUGUGUGUGUAUAUCAACCUCACUGUAUGUAUUCUGUGUGUGUAUAUCAACCUCACUGUAUGUAUCUGUGUGUGUAUAUCAACCUCACUGUAUGUAUCUGUGUGUGUAUAUCAACCUCACUGUAUGUAUUCUGUGUGUGUAUAUCAACCUCACUGUAUGUAUUCUGUGUGUGUAUAUCAACCUCACUGUAUGUAUCUGUGUGUGUAUAUCAACCUCACUGUAUGUAUCUGUGUGUGUAUAUCAACCUCACUGUAUGUAUCUGUGUGUGUAUAUCAACCUCACUGUAUGUAUUCUGUGUGUGUAUAUCAACCUCACUGUAUGUAUUCUGUGUGGUUUAUUCUGUGGUUCUUUCUGUGUUUAUGUAACACUAUAUCUUGGUAACACAUGCUGCCUGGUGGAAACUAUAUUUCCCACGAUACAACACAAAACCUCCUCUGCCUUGUAGAACUCACUGAACACUGUAACAACGUAAUGAUGUUUGACGUUUGACCUGGAAAUAAAGCCACUAGUGACCAUA
Salvelinus fontinalis (brook trout) is the source of this 4875-nucleotide messenger RNA. RefSeq lists its product as uncharacterized. The transcript has 2 exons. Bases 1 to 1326 code for a protein of 441 amino acids. The record is from RefSeq and is a predicted model, not a curated record. NCBI's taxonomy places the organism in Eukaryota, Metazoa, Chordata, Actinopteri, Salmoniformes, Salmonidae.